Messenger RNA from Struthio camelus australis, 998 nucleotides. The record is from RefSeq and is a predicted model, not a curated record. Lineage: Eukaryota; Metazoa; Chordata; Aves; Struthioniformes; Struthionidae.
AUGAUAACGCGUGCCGGGGUAUCAGAGGCCUGCGACAGAGACCAGCAGUGCGGAGGAGGGAUGUGCUGCGCGGUCAGCCUGUGGAUCCGGAGCCUGCGGAUGUGCACGCCGAUGGGAAACCUGGGCGAGGAGUGCCAUCCCCUGAGCCACCGCGUGCCGUUCCCUGGGCGCAGGAUGCACCACACCUGCCCGUGCCUGCCCAGUCUGGCCUGCGUACGGAUCUCGCCCAGCAAAUUCAAAUGUUUACCAGACUUCAGGAAAGAAGACGUCUUUUUUUAGCAGGAGCUGUCCUUCGCUGGAAAGAGCUGCUUGAUGUAUUCUUCUUCUCGUUAUUGUGAUGGAAAAGGUAUUCGCCGGGGGAAAUUCUGUAGUAUACUUUCCUGCCUUGCCAACAUUAAAACCGUACGUGGGAUACUGUGCUGCAACGGUCAAGAUUUUCAGGAGGGACUAAUGAUGAUGGAUGCUUUCAUUGUGGGGUGGCCAAAGUGAGGUUUGCUAAAGCGAGGUCAUUUUUGGAGGGCAGGACCUGAGUAGUUUCUGACGGGUCUCAUUCUCUUCACGGUUCCAACUUAACCCAGCAUGAAAACAUCCAAGAUUAUUGUCAGUUUUAGAAAAUUGUGGCCACAUUUUUACACUUUGGAACGCCUAAAUCAAACAGAGAUUCGAAUAAUUAUAUAAGGCAAAGCAUAGGAUGACUGCCAAAAAACCUGUAUUUACGUUACAUUUCAAAUCUUUAUUAAUAUAAUUGUAUUUGUAAGUUAAGCACAUCUCUACAGUAAAAGUUUAACCAAUAGAUGUAGUUUUCACACUUUUAAAAAGUGACAGAUGGAACCAAAGCAUUUCAAUAUUCCAAGCAUUAAAAGAUUUUGUUAUUUUAGUAUUCUAUGAGAAAAAGUUGUUGUUAUUUGAUUUGGUGUAAAACUAGCUGAUCAUCUCAAACUAAGUAUUCAGAUGUAGUUUAUAUUAAAAAAGGAACUUUGAGGUUUAUUGUAAUGGGC